AUGGUUUCAGCCAAGAAGCACAUUCCUAUAGUCAAAAAGCGCACCAAGCGUUUCCAUCGACAUCAGUCGGAUACGUACAAAUGUGUCGAUCCAAGCUGGAGAAAACCCAAGGGAAUUGAUAACCGAGUUCGUCGUCGGUUUGCCGGUCAAAUUGCUAUGCCAUCAAUUGGAUAUGGAUCCAAUAAGAAAACAAGACAUAUGAUGCCUUCCGGUCACAAAGCUUUUCUUGUUCACAACACUCGAGAUAUCGACUUGUUAUUGAUGCACAACAAGACAUUUGCCGCCGAAAUUUCCCAUUCAGUAUCGUCGAGAAAGAGAAUAGCAAUCAUUCAGCGUGCUAAGGAGCUCAGUGUUAAAGUUACCAACUCUAAAGCGCGCAUCACCACUGAAGUAUAG
This is a messenger RNA of Blumeria graminis f. sp. triticale, 396 nucleotides long. Lineage: Eukaryota; Fungi; Ascomycota; Leotiomycetes; Helotiales; Erysiphaceae. The record is from the annotation of a GenBank genome assembly.